Molecule: messenger RNA, 1959 nt
Organism: Astyanax mexicanus (Mexican tetra)
Lineage: Eukaryota; Metazoa; Chordata; Actinopteri; Characiformes; Acestrorhamphidae
Product: actin-related protein 2/3 complex subunit 2-A
Exons: 10
Coding region: 148-1047 (299 amino acids)
Biological process (GO): actin filament polymerization; Arp2/3 complex-mediated actin nucleation
Cellular component (GO): actin cytoskeleton; Arp2/3 protein complex
Molecular function (GO): structural constituent of cytoskeleton; actin filament binding
Source: RefSeq, a predicted model, not a curated record
CAGGUCCUGCGGAAAAGGGGAGCGGAAGUGUUUAGAGGAGGAAGCGGCCUGUAGUAAAUAUUCCAGAGCAGAAAUCAGAGGGAUUUUAACUGAAAACAGAUUAAAUAUUAAUUUAUUGAGUAAAUCUCAGAGUUUUAGAGCGGAGAGAUGAUUCUACUGGAGAUCAACAACCGCAUCAUAGAGGAGACGCUCAGCCUGAAGUUCGAGAGCGCGAGUAACGGGAAUAAACCUGAGGCAGUUGAAGUCACUUUUGCAGACUUUGAUGGCGUCCUUUACCACAUCUCAAACCCUGAUGGAGACAAGACAAAAAUCAUGGUCAGCAUCUCCCUCAAAUUCUACAAGGAGCUGCAGGAACACGGAACCGAUGAGCUUUUAAAGAGAGUCUAUGGAAAUUUCCUGGUGGCACCUGAGGCAGGUUACAAUGUGUCCUUGCUGUUUGACCUGGAUACACUUCCUGCGAAUAAGGAAGAGCUGGUUCACCAGGCGGGCAUGCUGAAGAGGAACUGCUUCGCUUCUGUGUUUGAGAAGUACUUCAAGUUCCAGGAGGAGGGUAAAGAGGGGGAGCAGAGGGCUGUGGUCCAUUACCGUGAUGAUGAGUCCAUGUAUCUGGAGGCAAAGAAAGACAGAGUGACGGUGGUUUUCAGCACCGUCUUUAAAGACGACGAUGAUGUCAUAAUCGGGAAAGUGUUUAUGCAGGAGUUUAAGGAGGGUCGGAGGGCGAGUCACACGGCCCCACAGGUGCUGUUCAGUCACAGGGAACCCCCCCUGGAGCUGAAGGACACGGACGCUGCUGUGGGAGACAACAUCGGUUACAUUACGUUCGUCCUGUUUCCCCGACACACCAACGCAAAUGCCAGAGACAACACCAUCAAUCUUAUUCACACCUUCCGGGACUACCUGCACUACCACAUCAAGUGCUCCAAGGCCUACAUUCACACACGCAUGAGGGCCAAGACCUCAGACUUCCUGAAGGUGCUGAACAGAGCCAGACCUGACGCUGAGAAAAAGGAGAUGAAGACCAUGUCGGGAAAGACCUUCUCUCGCUAAAGGACACUUACUCCAGUCCCAGGCUCCUCAGAAAAGGCCUUUCAGCUCCAUCAGCUUCUCAAACGGGAGGAGAGGACUCCUCCAUCAUCGUCUUCUCCUUCUUUUUUGUUGCUUUGCUUUUAUAAGAAUACAGCUCUGGAAAAAAAACUAAGAGAGCACUUCAGUUUCUGAAUCAGUUUCUCUGAUUUUGCUAUUUAUAGGUUUAUGUUUGAGUAAAAUGAAGAUUGUUGUUUUAUUCUAUAAACUACAGACAUUUCUUCUAAAUUUCCCCAAAAUUCUAAAUAAAAAUAUUCUCAUUUAGAGCAUUUAUUUGCAGAAAAUGAGAAAUGGCUGAAAUAACAAAAAAUGCAGACCUCAAAUAAUGCAAAGAAAACAAAGUUCAUAUUCAUAAAGUUUUAAGAGUUCAGCUUCAAUAUUUGGUGAAAUAACCCUGGUUUUUAAUUUUGCAGUUUUCAUGCAUCAUGUUCUCCUCCACCAGUCUUACACACUGCUUUUGGAUAACUUUAUGUCUUUACUUCUGGUGCAAAAAAUAAAUAAAUCAGUUCAGCUUGGUUUGAUAGCUAAGUGGUCUCUUAUCUUUUUUCCAGAGCUGUAUAUGCUUCGUAAAUAAAAUUUCAGACAAUUUUUUUUAUUAAAGGGCAUUCCUUCUUUGAAGCACAUCAAAGUAUAUAUUUAAAUCAGAAAUAUAUAAAUAUAUCUGUAUUAAAUUGAAAAAAAAAACAUUUUUAUACGAAAUCUUUUACUUGUUACUGUGUUACUGUUUGUUAUCUUGUCACUGACUUACCUUUGUUUGAUCAGUGAAGCUGAUCUUGCCUCAGGCUCCUCCCCCCGUUCCUCUCUUUCAUGUCUGUCACAACUUACCACUUUAAACGGAUGGUUACAACAUGACAAAUAAAAACGCCUUCUUUCGGA